This is a messenger RNA of Xenopus laevis (African clawed frog), 957 nucleotides long. RefSeq names its product T-cell antigen CD7 (gene cd7.L). NCBI's taxonomy places the organism in Eukaryota, Metazoa, Chordata, Amphibia, Anura, Pipidae. The transcript has 4 exons. Bases 44 to 667 code for a protein of 207 amino acids. The record is from RefSeq and is a predicted model, not a curated record.
CCAGACGUUGAAACCACAACAAGACGAAGCUUGUGGAGUGAACAUGUUGCUUUUCUUUUUGCUGCACGUUUGCAGUUACUCACUGGCUUCAGCUAAUUGUUUCAGUGAAAAUGCAGAGGGUGGCAUAAUGCAAACUCCAAAAUUUGCCGCCGUUCAGGCAGGAGGAUCUGUCAAUAUCAGCUGCCAAGUCACGGUGGAAGAUGAAAUCCACGGGGUGACCCUGAGCAGGCACUUCAGGAGAAUAAUGUACAUCAAUUCUAAAAACAUUACCAGCAGGGAGUCGGAUUAUAAACAACGUAUGUUAGUGUCGGGGUCAAGUCGGAAUUUUACUGUGAUGCUAACGGAUCUGAGUGAGAGUGACUCGGAUAUUUACCUGUGUGAUGCGCCUGUGCAAAACAAUCAGAAAAAACUUUGUGGAAAUGGGACUAUCAUUUUUGUACAUUCUGCAGAUGAAUGCCGCAGUACAAGUAAAGAACAAGAGCAAUCAAGGGAGUAUCUUCUUCCUAUCGUCCUUGCUGUUAUUGCUUUCCUGUGCCUGCCCCUUUUACUGUUGGCAAUUUACAAGAUUUAUAAGGAGUUACAGAUGAAAAAUCACAAACAGCCACUGAAUUCUGUAUAUGAAGAUAUGAGACCGAACCUACGCAGGAACACAAUGAGCAACACCUAAAGAGUUUAAACCAGAUCCUGUUAACAUUUGCCCCCCUCUUAUUGACAAGAAACAAUAAUAUCAGCUAUGACCUAUGCUAAUAUCUCUACAGUGAAGAUUAGUUCAGUUUGCAAGAGCAAACUGGAAUUUAUUUUAUGUAGCGUAUAUAUAUAUAUAUAUAUAUAUAUAUAUAUAUAUAUAUAUAGGGAAAGGUGGGUACAAGCUGCACACCUUAAGAUACACAAAAAUACCUGGGUGCUCUGGUUGAAAAAUAAACAGAAAUUGCACGUGGUACCGUCACUCUCAGGGUU